CUCGCUUCAACGUUCCGGCCCAGCGGGGCGGAUGCGUGGCGGGGGUGGAGGAGGGUGUGAUUCAUUCGAGAGGGACGUUUUUUAAAGGGGAAGCCGCCUCUUGCGUGCAAUCAAGGGAAGCUGAAAGACAAGGGCCAUGGCGGACGAGGAGCCUCAAGAAAGCCAGCUUUUCGGGGGUGCCUUUUCGGCUCGCCUUCCUCCUGGAAGUCUGGAUAUCAGCGAAAUGCGUCAGGUUCCUGACAACCAGGAAGCCUUUGUUCAUCCCAGCACAGAUCAGAGCAUCAUAGUGGAACUGCUGGAAUACCAAGCAGAGGUGCCGGAUGAAAACGCUGCCAGGUACCAUUUUGAAGACAUCGCGGGCAGCUCGGCCAAUUCGGAGAUUUUGAGCCAAGGUCAGUUUGCACCCGCUCUCCUGGCAUUCGAAGGCUGCAGCAGCGCCUGGCAACUCACGGGCCGCCAGGAGGUCGCUAAAUUCAACGAGGAGGCCAAAAACGAUGUGUGUGUGCAUUUAGUGCUACUCCGCCUCCCCCAGUACAGAACGGAUCUGCUUGUCACCUUCAAUGACCCCAUCUGGAUUAACCCUCUAAGUACCAGCGCUGUGCAAAAUACAGAGGUCCCCUUGGCAUUCUCUCGACCACCCUGGACAGUGGAACAUUUCCACGCUUUUGUGUGUAGCCUGCGGCUCCUGAAUCCUGAUCUGUUUGGUUAAAACAGUUCUUUUGCCUACGUUUGCCAGAAAUCCGGCGUCGCUCCGGCGCGGCUGUGAUGCAGAGCCGUUGGAUUUGGAGGCCUUCAAAUGAGCACGUCGGGUGUGGUACAUGGAUCUUUUUCCUUCAUCCCCAGACAGAGGAAAGAAGAAAUGGACACUGAAUGCCAAAGAAUGUUCUCUUGGCAAAAAGCAACCUUGGCAACCUACUAUGCUUUAGGAUUGCACUAGACCAGUGUUUUUUUCAAAUUUGGUGACUUUAAGUUGUGCGGAUCCGUGUUUUUUUUUGAAGUUGGCGACUUUAAAGAUGUGUGGCCUUCAAUUCCCAGAAUUCCCCAGCCAGCUGGCUGGGGAAUUCUGGGAGUUGAAGUCCAGACAUCUUAAAAGUCACCAACUUUGAAAAACAUUAGCAUUAGACUGUAGGCAGUAUAAUUUUACUCACCUCUCCAGCUAAUUCCUGAUGUCAUUCUACAUGUGACACAAGCAAACUGGGAUUACCUACCAUUCACUAGUUUGCAAUUUACCACUCACAAUUCUUUUUUUUACGCUUCUCAAUAAUAGGAGCACAAACCCUGAAAUAAUUGCACCUCCAACGAAUCGUCAAAGAGAUACUUUUUAUUUGGGGUAGCCGUUUAAAUUCUAGACACGUGCCGGUGACUUCCUCGCCCUUGAAUGGUUAAGAAAAGAAAGGUAAAAACCGAAGGAAAUUUGCUGCAAGCAAAACAUCUUCCUUCCUUCAAAUUCCGUUGCUUCCAAAAAGCUUUAGGCGUUUUGUCGUGAAAUUUGAGGUUGCUUCUAAGUUGAGCUUUCUCAACCGUGUUCUUGUGUGUCGAGCGACACAGAGGCAAACGUGGAGCUAGUUUAAAAAAAAAAAUCAACCUGAGAAAAUAUAGUGGGGUUUUCCCCCCCCAAAAGUGUACAAACAGUUAGAAAUCUUUGUGUGCGUGCUUUGUGUGCAUGCAUCAUCUCUUAGCACCACCAGGAAACACAGCUUACACUGUGGAUUGGAGUCCUCAAUUACAGUGAAUGCCUUUCUCCCUUUUACUUGGAUCCUUUGUGCAUCAGGCCUGCUGCUUGAUUAAAAUAAAUGCAAGCUUCAACAAAAGCUUUACCUACCUAUCUGACGUUAAAAUUCUCGUGUCCGUUUGUAACGUUUGGUGCAUUCAGGGGUGGGAUUCAGCCGGUUCGGGCAAACCGGAUGCUAAUUUUACAUCUGGUUCGCUGAACCGGUAGUUGCAAGGACCGACUGGCCCCGCCCCUCAGGAGUCUCCAUGCAGUGCCUGUGCGGCAGUUCUGGGAGGGCGAAAAACGAGCCUUCCAGAAGUUCUGGAAAUGGGCCCUUUUCCAGAGCCUGGGGAGGGUGAAAACACCCCCCAUCAUGGUGCAGGAAGCCAAGUAGGCCACACCCACCAUAGCCACACCCACCCAACAACCAGGCAGAGAACCGGUUGCUAAAAUUUUUGAAUCCUACCCCUGGGUGCGUCGAGAGGCAAGAAUUUUUGAAUCGGUGUACCUCAAAGAGGGCAGAUUCACAGAAUGUGUCCAAAAUCUUGCCCUGGCUCUUAUCAUUUUCUGGGAUGGCAAAAUGAUAUCCUUUUUGUUAGCAGCACAUCAUUUUGCAAGGAAAUCGCAGCCGGAUGUUAGAUUGAGAGAGGCAAAACCUCUCCAAAAGAAGAGAAUUCGUGGAGAUUAUUCCUUGCGAGUACACCGUGGAAACUGCCAUUUUCUGUGACUGGCCACCGAGCGGAGCGACUGGAAGUUGCGGCGCAGACUUUUACAAACGCUAAACUGAAUUGAGCCCCGUUUCUUAAAUCGGUUUCUUCCUUCGUAUAUUGGACAAGAUUUAACACCCUUCAGACCAGUCAGGUUUUACUGUAUUCCUCCGGCCAGUUUCUCCUCCUUUAAAGGACGACGACAUCAAUUUUAAUUUUUUUUUUUUGAAAUUUAAAUGUAAAAAUAUGUAGGUAGCAAAACCUUAAAUAUCUGGAUUUGGGGAACGUUAAUGAAGGAUUAAGAAUUUUUGUCUCAUGGGAAGAUGUGAAUUUAUUUCCUGUUCUCGUGAUAAGGAUGCCUUGAAGAUUAAAUGAGAAUGGUUUAUGAAGUACAAACUUCAACUCCCAGAAUUCCCCAUCUAAAAUGGGAGUUAGUCAAUAUGUUUUCCCUGACCUGUCUGGCAAUUUACCCUCUCUUCCUUUCCUUUCCUACUUUCCUGUCCUUUCCUUUCCUUCCUUU
Messenger RNA from Ahaetulla prasina, 2938 nucleotides. RefSeq names its product RAN guanine nucleotide release factor (gene RANGRF). Gene Ontology annotation, cellular component: nucleus. Bases 137 to 709 code for a protein of 190 amino acids. Gene Ontology annotation, biological process: regulation of sodium ion transmembrane transporter activity; heart contraction; protein import into nucleus. The record is from RefSeq and is a predicted model, not a curated record. Gene Ontology annotation, molecular function: guanyl-nucleotide exchange factor activity; transmembrane transporter binding; sodium channel regulator activity. NCBI's taxonomy places the organism in Eukaryota, Metazoa, Chordata, Lepidosauria, Squamata, Colubridae. The transcript has 6 exons.